AAAUGCAUGGUGCUGAAAAGCAUGGACCCAGAUGCCAGACCACUGGAUAAAAGUUUCAGCUCCACCAACUACCAGUUGACUGAUGGGUACUCUGGAGCUGCCCUGGGCCAGCCUAGGCCCUCAUCCAAGGGUUGAAAUGACUCCCUCAAAGCAGUUUGCGGGACCUCUCCCCAGGAGGGUCUGGGCGUUCAGUCCCGAAGACCGGGACCGCCAGCCGGGACAGGCUAAGUUGGGAGUGCGAUUGCAACAGAAAUGCGGCGCGAAGGCACCUAAUCUUGCUCGUUUUCUUUGGCCAGCGGACUGGCUACCGUGGCGCGGAGUCCACUGCGCUCAACUUUCCCGCCGCUGGAGGGGCGGGGCAGCUCUGGCCCCGCCCCCGCCACAGGCCCCGCCCCCGCAGGUUGAUGGCAGCGGCAGCUGGGACUGCAGCGACGCCGGGCCUCAGAGAGCCGCAAGCAGUGGCUGGAGCGCUCAGACGAACACCCGGGCCCCAGACGCAGCGGACACCCGGAGAAGCAGUUCCGUCGCCCUGACGCCUCCCUCGGCCCCCAGCGCACCCCUAGCCCCCACUGCAGAGGAGUCGCAGCGUGAGCGCCCCUCGGCCCACUCAGGACCAGGUACCCCCCCACACACACACGCUGCCACCGCAGCCAGCGGAGCGGGCGGGGUCUCCGGAGAAGCAGAGGUCUGCACCCCCUCCCCCGCGCCGCCAAAUUCGGUCCCGGGCGGGGCGGACUUGGUGUCUAUAUUUGGCCGGACAGCGGCCCGCGCGCCUGCAGGGCACCGACACCUCGUCUCCCAAGAACGCAGUGCUGGGGCAGGAGGCCCGAGGAGGGUGCGGGGAGGCCGGGCGUCAGGCCUGGGGCCAUAGAAGCGGCGUGAAGGGCACGGGGAAGCCUGGGGCUGGGGAGGGGCAGGAGUCCGUGGCUGGGGCUUUGGAAAAGCUCGGUGAGCCCCCUGGGGAAGAGCACAACACAAACCCUGUUUGAAGAAAAGGAUCUUCACCCUCCCCACAUCACCCACCCCACUCCUGCAAAUCUGGCCAUAGCCUGGGCGUUGAGGACCCCACCCCAGGAAAGCUGAGUAGGAGAGAGGACGCAUAGAAGAACGGGACCAAAGUGUGGUAGACAAAAGCCAGACCAUAGUUAAAACCUCUUAGAGAAGCCAGUGAAGAGAAGCGUGGAAAGAGGAGAGAUCCACUUACACUGUGUCCCCCAACAGGAUGGGAGGAAAUUGAUGAAAAUAGUAGCAGGAAAGGCUCAGGUUAGCUGACAGGAGGAACUUCUCCUUGGCGUAUUUUUAGAAACAGGCAAAAGUCCCUCUGCCUGAACUGUUAAACAUACAGGUUUGGGGAUCUUGGGGGGGGGCUACAAUCUUAGCCCCAUAGCUGGCCUUGAGCCAAGAUCCCACAACCAGGGCCUCUGAUUCUGGACAAGGUGCUCCUGGGAGAUAAACACUUCCUGAAGAGAUGCUCAACCAAGGCUGACAGCAGGAGGGCAGCCUGGCAUGGACAUUCCUCCCCAAAUCACUUCAACUUCCAGGAAGCUUUCAGUCCCAAACUCCACUGUCUCCUGCCUGGGUCUCAAAAAAGUCAGUCCCCAAAUCCUAACCUCUUGAAUUAAGCAGCACUUUAUAGGUGGCAAAGAUCUCUCCCAUACUUUAAUCACCUAGAAGAAAGCUCCCUGCUUCUAGGACCUGACUUGUGGCCAGACAACCCUUCUCACUUGCCAUCCUCUCCCUACUCUUCCUCCCUCCCACAGCUCACAGGACUAAGGACCAAAGGCAUUUCUGGGCACUGAGA
Messenger RNA from Panthera uncia (snow leopard), 1801 nucleotides. RefSeq lists its product as uncharacterized. The record is from RefSeq and is a predicted model, not a curated record. The transcript is spliced from 3 exons. The coding region runs from base 83 to 871 and encodes 262 amino acids. NCBI's taxonomy places the organism in Eukaryota, Metazoa, Chordata, Mammalia, Carnivora, Felidae.